AUGCUUUUCUUUGCAUGGUUUGCAUGCAAUUCUUCGCUGGCGGCGUUCUGCGUGGAGGAGCUGCGCGCUGCCGCGAUGACGCUGGGGGUGGAAGUCAGCGUGCUGGAGCUGUUGCCGUGGCUCUGCGUGGAGACCGCGUCCAGGACGUUCUGCGUCUUUGAGGCGGCGUCCGUUGCAGCAGCCCAGCAGCUCGCUGGGCGGUGUGUGCUGCUGCGCGCCGUGCACCUUCUCAUCGCUGCCGCGGCUUCCCUGGAGGACCUGCUGGUGUGCGUCGGCAGCUCCACAUCCGACGGGGGCGAUGAGGGCGGGCGGUGUCUGCGUGGGCUGCUGCGGUCUGACGAGACGCUCCGCCACAUGGACUGCACCGUGCGGGUGGAGACAAUCGGUCGGCGCUACACAGUGGAGGAGAAGUCGGCACUGGCGGCGCGCGUCGGCGCCGCGCUGCAGCUUCCGUGCGAAGCUUCUGUCCCACGUGCGGCGGAGCAGCCGCCGCAUCGCGUUGCCGUUGUGAUCGAGCACGCGCUUGAGAAUGCGCCCGCUGGGGCCCCAGCGUCGUGGCAGCCGUGCGGUCGUGUGCAGUGCGUAUUCUGCGGCGUGCCGGUUGCUGAAUCCGCGCGGCAGCGGCUGCUCGCGACGUAUGACCUCAGGCGGCGCCCGUACAUUGGCACCACGUCGAUGCCGCCGGAGCUAGCCUUCGUGGCGGUGCACAUGGCGAAGGUGCGGCGCGGGGCGUACGUGCUUGACCCCUUCUGUGGCACCGGCAGCAUUCUUGUGGCCGCUGCCCACUACGGCGCCGUCACACUCGGCGCGGACGCCGACGGGCGGGUGAUGCGGAGUGGUUCCCUGCGGUACAGGGCGAGCAGGCAGCAGCAGCAGCAGCAGGAUGCUGUGUGGCGGUCCCACACGCAGGAGGCCCUCGUGCGGGCCGGCAUAAGCGCGGCGGAGGCGGCAGCUCCAUCGAUGUGGACGAACUUCAAACUCUACGGACUGACGGCGCCGGACCGCGUGCGGCUGAACUUUGCCACCUGGCGCUCCGCGCUGCGUCCCUGUAACGUGGACGACGGGGCGCAGCGUUCGAUGACUGGUCACGGCGCGGAGGAUCGCGGGUUUCUGGACGCCAUUGUGACGGACCCCCCGUAUGGCAUCCGCGAGCCACGCAAGAAGGCCGAGCGUCCGCCGGGAGCGCUGGUGGCGGGGGCGGAUGAACUGGCGACGUACCCGGUCAGUAGUAUCACGCUGGAUCUGCUGCUCUUUGCGGCUGAGGCUCUCGUGCUGGGUGGGCGCCUCGUCUUCUGGUACCCCACCACCGCGCAGUACACCGACGACGAGCUGCCAACGCAUCCGUCGCUGCGUCUCGUCUGCGACAUGCCACAGCGGAUCUCGCUGAAGGUGGUGCGGCGCCUUGUCGUGCUGGAGAAGACGCAGCCACUGCCGUUUCCGUCGCCCUCGCGUGAGGCGUGCGCCGCGACGCGGCAGCCGCAGGAUCUCCGUGCCCUGAUGGACGUCACCGACCUCCCUGACAACGCGGACUACAUGCACUAUCGCUCCAAGUUGCUGCGGAAGCGGGACGCCACGCGACGGUACUUUUCAACCACCCCCUCGCCCCUCUGCACGCCUGGCGACGGGCACGGAAGCGGUGGUGGCGGGCCUGAUGAGACGAAGAGAAGGCCGCAAAAGCUAUCAAGGGCGGAACGCCGCGAACUCGUCGUGGCAAACCGUGAACGGAACCUGCAGCAGCAGUGGCGGCGGCAGCAGGAGCGGUUGACAUGGAGGGAGGGCGAUGAUAAAUGCGACGGCGACGGCGAGGGGAUGAGUCCGAGUAAAUGA
Messenger RNA from Trypanosoma rangeli, 1827 nucleotides. RefSeq names its product putative methyltransferase. The transcript has a single exon. Gene Ontology annotation, molecular function: nucleic acid binding. Gene Ontology annotation, cellular component: cytoplasm. Gene Ontology annotation, biological process: methylation. The record is from RefSeq and is a predicted model, not a curated record. The coding region runs from base 1 to 1827 and encodes 608 amino acids. NCBI's taxonomy places the organism in Eukaryota, Euglenozoa, Kinetoplastea, Trypanosomatida, Trypanosomatidae.